CACGCAAACAAUCGAAGAAUCCUGCACAUUCCUUACUGGAAUAAGAAUAAGAUUUAAAUGUCUUUACAUGGCAGUAGGUAAACGAGUCAUGUCGUUAAGGAGAUCUUUAACUGCGCGUUGCGUCGACUAUGCGUUUUACAGCAAAAUAAUGCAAUAAUUCGAUUAGCAUUUAAUCUGGGACUAACGUUAUUGUUAUAUCGCACGGAUACUUUUUUGCUCAAAUUAAGAUGGAUUCGCCCAAGGAAUUACCUCCUUCUUCAACGAUCUGAAUGCAAACGAGUAAACACGAACGAUCUCUUAUUGGUAUGAGAUGUUGUUAGCCUCGGCCGUGGUCGUCUGGGAAUGGCUGAACGAGCACGGGCGCUGGCGACCCUACAGCCCGGCGGUGUCCCAUCACAUCGAGGCGGUGAUCCGCAGCGACCCUCGCGGCGCCGGGAGCGUGGUGCUGGGCCAGGUCGACUCGCGUCUGUCGCCGUACAUCAUUGACCUGCAGUCUAUGCACCAGUUUCGGCAAGAUACCGGUACGCUAAGACCCGUGCGGCGAAGCUUCUACGACCCGCGGUCGGCUCCGGGUCAGGGAUGUGUGUGGGAAUGGGAGAACGACUCGGGCUCAUGGACGCCGUACGACACCGAGGUCAGCAUCGCCAUCCAGGUGGCUCGGGACCGGCAGCAGCCCUGGCUGGACUUAACGCCACUGGGCUUCUGCUACCUUAUAGACCUGCAGAGUAUGACACAGAUCAACGGACAGACGCAGCGGCGCCGGCGCAUCCAGAGGCGCUCAGACCUGGCCUACCCGCUCGUCUCCGGCCCGCUGCCUAAACCGCACGCGUGGUCAUCCGCUGGAAGCGGUGGACUCCUGGGGGUGGGUGUUUCGGGGGUCAGCGGAGGGAAUGGCAGUGCCUAUCCCAGUGGAGCUCUCCCAGCUUCUGCUAUUACUUCACUGGGUCAACCGUGUUCCUGCCAACAGUGUAUGCUAGUCUUAGGCAUCAAGACCCCUAGCAUGGCACAAACUCUCGGGCGGAAGCCCCCGCCCUUACCCAAGCCGCCGAGCCCAAAAGCGUCAUCAAGAGGACACUCGUACUCCCUUACCCUGCCUCACCCUCCAUCCCUGUCCCGAGUCCUCUCGCCACAUAGGAACUCGACCUCGGGUGCUAGCGGAGGCUUUGGACACUCCCUCUCCCUGCUGGGCUCAGCCACUGCCGCCAUGUCGAUAUCCUCCAACCGUCCUCCUCCACCUGCUGUGCCGCCACCCCCGCCGCCUUCCACCACACCCCACAUGACCUCGGCGCCCAACCCUACUGCACCUACACCCUCCAAUGCCCUUAUAUCUACAGCGACCACCUGCGCUCCCACGCCCUCUGCUCGUGUUCUGGGUCCCGUGUCGACGGCUUCAGCCGCUUGUGCCGCUCCAGUGCCACCUCGCAGCAGUCUGGCUGGCCUUAGCCGCCCCGCCCUGCAGAGAAUCGCCAUGGCACAGUCACGGGCACUCAUUGCAUCAGGAGUCCCCACCGUCCCAGUGAAGAACUUAAAUGGAUCCAGUCCUGUCCAUCCAGCUUUGGCAGGUAUCACUGGGAUUCUAAUGAGUUUCAGUAGAACUUCAGAAGAAGUUGUUAGAAGAUAUCUCCAGAAAGUCCGCAACCCACCUGAGGAGGAUUGUACUAUCUGUAUGGAGUCUCUCUGUGGCCCAUCUGGUUAUAAAGGCCCAGGUGUAGGUGGCAUUUCUCGAGCAGAGUUAGUGGGUCGUCUGUCUCAGUGUGGGCAUCAGUACCACCUGCAGUGCCUGGUGGCCAUGUACAACAACGGCAACAAAGACGGCAGCCUUCAGUGUCCCACCUGCAAGACCAUCUACGGUGUUAAAACCGGCAACCAGCCACCAGGAAAGAUGGAAUACCACGUCAUUCCUCACUCCCUUCCUGGACACCCUGACUGCAGAACCAUCCGGAUUAUCUACAACAUACCCCCUGGCAUUCAGGGUCCAGAGCAUCCCAACCCCGGGAAGCCCUUCACAGCCCGUGGAUUUCCAAGACACUGCUACCUCCCUGACAGUGAGAAAGGCCGCCUGGUGUUGAAGCUGUUGCUGAUUGCUUGGGAACGCCGGCUGAUCUUCUCGGUGGGCACAUCCAGCACCACGGGCGAGACCGAUACGGUCAUUUGGAACGAGGUGCAUCACAAGACCGAGUUUGGCUCCAACCUGACCGGCCACGGUUACCCAGACUCCGGUCACCUUGACAACGUCUUGGAAGAGCUGAGGGCGCAAGGCAUCACUGAGGAACAGUGUCUGAGGGACUGAAAAUUCAAGUCGGGACGACAAAGACUGAAUGUUUUUUUGUGUUAGUGUUGCCAAAUCUGAAUUCAAUUCCCAGCUCUUGUUUCUCUGAAUACCUGAGACACUUUCGAAAUCAAAAAACACAAAGUUUAAAGGUUUCUAAGUCAUCAUCGCUCAGGUUUUUCAGUGAUAUUAGCCCUCCUACUGCUAAAGAAAUUGUACGAGCCUGUCAGAAGUGGGACGGCCAGCUGCAAGAGCUGUAAUUUACAAACAACAUUGCACUGUGCGUGAUAUUGUGGUGGAGCCGUUGUCUUUUUGAAAAUUCCUGUUAGUAUCCUCCCCACAGAAACUAGAUUUGGUACGGUGCAAUUUUGUGGCUAGUGGGCUGCAGACAUAGACGAAAAACCGAACUGCCGGUGUCUGUUCAACCAUUUAAUAAUGUAUUGUAGUUCUGUGAAGGGUACGCAAAACAAAGGUACUUGUGCAUGUAGUUGUAUCAUUCGGAGCAGAGGCGAUGACCGAGGCCGCGCCACUUGUUGCUGACUUUGAAACUCCAGUUGCAGUUUUAGAUGCUGGAACGGGGAUGUUUACUGCCUCAUAGUGGCACUUGUUAACAUUAUACAUUCCAGUAAUAACCAUGGUAUUUAUUUGACGACAUAGUUUUCGAAAUGUUUGCAGCAGUAUUUACAUUAACCACUUAUAUUUGUACUUAUUUUAUUGUAUCUUACAUUAUUUUAUAAUGUCGAAAUGAGAAACCUGCAUUGUCAUUGAUUUUGGGAUGGAAACCAAUCUCUGUCCGGGGACUGAAAGAGACAUUCAGUGCAAACUGCUUUGUUGAUCAGUAUUAAAGAAAUGUUGAGCCAAGGUGAGAUUGGUGGCCAACAGAUGGACAAUGCACAAAUUUAGUGAAAACUCAUUUCUUUGUGAUUGGAUUUGCUGGCGGAGAGCGAGGAAUUACAAACAGGGCCUGUGCGCAAACUGAGCCAAGCUCAAUAAAAGUGUGUUUUUUUUAUCACCAGUUUAGGAACCAUCAAGGUUUAGAUUCUCCAAAGUUGAAGGUGUGGGCCUUUUAAAUGGUUAUGAAGAGCAACUAACCUACCCUGUUAAGUCCGUUGAAGUUGUAUCCUGUGGACAAACUAUCUCCGGUUGCCUUUCUGGUCGGUUCUCGGUAGGUCUGUGGUGGUCCUGUUUACAAAGCUGUUGACGAAACGUCUGCAUGUAUGUACAUGCAAAUGUGUAAGCUUACAUUUAUAAUUGAUGUGCUGUAUGUAUGUGUUUUAUGUACACAAUUAUUUUCCCCUGCAUCCAGAAGCAUGUUGUGGAAGGAAAUGAGUAUUUCUUUUAUCAUUUUUUUUAUAAUAUGCUUUUAAUUGAUUUAACUUUUUCUUAUAAGCUAUUAGUUUUUUUUCCCACUGUGAAGUUUUUAAAAUUUCUUUUAUCGCACUUGUAUGAUUUGAUGUAUUGACCAGCCACGUUCCUCAUGAUAGUUGCUAUGGAGACAACAGUGAAAAUGGCAGGCUGCCAGGACGAAAACUGUGAAGACAGAGAACGGAGCUAGGAGAACUAAUGUUGCUGUAUAAUAUAAAAUGUACAAAACAACUCUUGCAUAUUACAUAGCUGCUGGAAUACUGAAUAAAUAUUAAAGG
Sinocyclocheilus anshuiensis is the source of this 3912-nucleotide messenger RNA. RefSeq names its product E3 ubiquitin-protein ligase DTX4-like. Bases 311 to 2290 code for a protein of 659 amino acids. The record is from RefSeq and is a predicted model, not a curated record. NCBI's taxonomy places the organism in Eukaryota, Metazoa, Chordata, Actinopteri, Cypriniformes, Cyprinidae. The transcript has 10 exons. Gene Ontology annotation, biological process: Notch signaling pathway; protein ubiquitination. Gene Ontology annotation, molecular function: zinc ion binding.